AUGAGAUGGCGAAACACAAAUGACUCGGACCUGCUUAUAAUGAAAUCCCGCACGCACAUCGGUAAAUUUCACAGUGGUCCGAACUCUUCUCUCUGCCGUCUGAGACUGACUCUUCUCUCUGCCUUCCGGGAACUCUCUUGCCUGUCUGGCCUGUUCUUCUGCCUUUUCUUCCGCAUUGGGAUAAUUGACAGAACUGGCUGUCUUGACAUAUCUUUGUACAACAAUUGUCUUUUAUCUUCUUUUUUCUUAUUCUUCUCUUUCUUCGUUGUCUUCUCGUUCUACUUCAUAUUUUUCUUCUCCUUCUCUUCUAAUUUCUUCUUCUUCUUCUUCUUCUUCUUCUUCUUCUUCUUCUUCUUCUUCUUCUCCUCCUCCUCCUCCUCCUUCUUCUUCUUCUUCUUCUUCUUCUUCUCUAUGUUUUCCUUCUUCUUUUUUUCUUCUUCUUCGUUUUUCUUCUCCUCUUCUUUUUUCUUCAAGGAUGUCUUUCUUCUUCUUCGUUUCUCCUCCUCCUUUUUUCUUCUUUCUUCUUUUUAUCUUUCUUCUUCUUCUUCUUCUUCUUUUUCUUCUUCAUUUCCUGCCGUCUUCUUCUUCUUCGUCGUCGUUGUCCGUCAUCCUCUACUUUUUCUCCUUCAAUUCUUUUCUUUCUUUUCUUCUUCUUCUUUGUCGUUCUUUCUUCAUCGUUGUCGUCUUCUUCUUCUUUUCUCCUCUUUCUUUUUCUUCUUUGGCUCCUCCUUCUCUUUUUUGAAUCAUCUUCUUUUCAUUUUUCUUCUUUUUCUUCUUCUUCUUCUUUGCGUCGUGUCUUUUCAAGAUCCAGUAUCUACUAGUCGCAAAACAGCUGCAUCACAGCCUUUAUUAAUAUACUUCAUUAUGUAUAUGAAAUGA
This is a messenger RNA of Acanthosepion pharaonis, 879 nucleotides long. The record is from the annotation of a GenBank genome assembly. NCBI's taxonomy places the organism in Eukaryota, Metazoa, Mollusca, Cephalopoda, Sepiida, Sepiidae.